Chilo suppressalis (striped riceborer) is the source of this 4901-nucleotide messenger RNA. Lineage: Eukaryota; Metazoa; Arthropoda; Insecta; Lepidoptera; Crambidae. The record is from the annotation of a GenBank genome assembly.
GGGGGGUAAACGCGCUGCCAGUCGUUCGCCCGCCGUCGCUUGCGCACCACGCGUCGCGCGGCUCAGUUUUCCAACGCGGAAAAAAUCUGUCGCGCGUGUGACGGGGACGCCGAAAAACUAUUUUCGAAAAAAAGAACAUCUUUUCGCGCCUUUUGUGAAUACAACUAAUCUGUGACUUUUCUUUUUUUAAUUUUCUUAACGAAGGAUUUUUGCGUUCCGUUUUUUUUUUCAAUUUUUUCUUCUCGUUGUUUUUUCAAUUCGAAGUGAUGGAUAAAGUGCAUGGCUGAAAAGUGUACAGAAAGUGUUUGUUUCUCCUGCCCCGGCCCACCCUCUCUCUGAAAUCGGGUUCCAGCAUGGAUUCCCCGCCGCUCGUGUCAGCCCCCUGGCUGUCUACCAUCGUCUUCCUUUGCUCCUUCCUAUCGACUUACACGCUCAACACUAAGAUCCACGAGCACAUGACGGCAGACGAACUUCGAAACGUAUUCCACGUAGAGCACCACAGCUUAGUACCAGACUACCACUUAGUGAGCCUAACCCACCAUCUAGCCAGGCGGAACAUCCCCACCAGCCAUUCAACCAACUCCCACUCCACAAACCCCUCGAAAAUACCACACGAGAAGACCCAGAACAGACCAUGGAAGAAGGAGAAGAACCUUCCAUCUUUACUAAACGACGAAAUGUUCGUGAAAGCCCGAGAACAUAUUAAAGACGUGGACAUAAUUGGUGAUUUGAACAACACGGUCAGUGUGGAGUUCGGUGUGUCGAAUUCUAGUGAAGUUAGUGAUAAUGUGAACAGUGGUAGUGAUGAAGAUCAGAUAGCCGAAGAUCAGGAGCACGUCGCUGAUGACCAAGAAGAGGAUGUGCACAAGAUUGAUUUGGACGCGUUCGGGAAAAAGAUGAAUUUGGUGCUGAAGAAACAGCAGGGGCUUUUCAAGAAGGAUGGCCUGAAAGUGUGGAAGGCGAUGACGAAUGAAUCGCAGCCUCAUGGGGUUGACUACGAGGAGUUGGCUACGGAAGAUGAAGAGGAACUCGGAGAAUUAUACCAGGACGAGGCCAACGGAGCAGCCCUGCUGAUCAGACGGCAUCCCAAGCUCGGGAAACUUGUGGUGGAGGGCUCCAUAGGCCACGAGCUGGUGAUCCGGCCGAUCCCGGACUCCAUGACGGCGGCCGCGCAAGACGACGAGAUGUUCCUGGACCCGGCCAGCAUGGCUGACAUGGUCUCCAUAGACACCGGCCGUCCUAUCAUGAAAAGGAAGCGGGAAGACCAGCAGCUGUUGCAGCGAGCACUGAACGGCGCCCGGCACGUUAUCAUCAAGCGAGAGCCUGCCUCCGAUGAUCACCUUGGCGAUUAUGCGUUUAUGGAGCCUGACCACCUAAGCAAGAGAUUUAGAAGGAAACGCUCGGCUGCAUCACACUCCAGGAGCAAGCGAGACGCACCCUAUGUCAUAUACCCUGAGAUAUUGGUCAUAGUCGACUAUGAUGGUUACAGAUUGCAUGGUGGCGACAACGUCCAGAUCAAACGCUACUUCGUGUCGUUCUGGAACGGCGUCGACCUGAGGUACAAGCUACUCAAGGGGCCCCGGAUAAGGAUAUCCAUUGCCGGCAUCAUCAUAUCCAGGGGUCGAGACGCAACGCCAUAUUUGGAGAGGAAUCGUGUCGGCCGUGACGCCAUCGACUCGGCCGCCGCCCUUACCGACAUGGGCAAGUAUCUCUUCAGAGAGAGAAGACUGCCCGUCUACGAUAUCGCCGUCGCCAUCACGAAACUAGACAUGUGCAGGCGACAAUACGCGAACGAUGCUUGCAAUAGAGGGACGGCAGGGUUUGCGUACGUCGGCGGCGCGUGUGUCGUUAACAAGCGGUUGGAGAAGGUCAACUCUGUGGCCAUCAUUGAAGAUACUGGUGGCUUCUCCGGAAUCAUUGUGGCUGCUCACGAAGUCGGACAUUUACUGGGCGCGGUGCAUGACGGCAGCCCUCCCCCGUCGUACCUAGGCGGGCCGGGUGCCGAGAAGUGUCGCUGGGAGGACGGCUUCAUCAUGUCUGACCUCAGGCACACCGACAAGGGGUUCCGCUGGUCCCCCUGCAGUGUGCAGAGCUUCCACCACUUCCUCAACGGUGACACGGCGACGUGUCUAUACAACUCGCCGCAUGAGGACGAGUCGUUGCCGCGCGUGUUGCCGGGACGACUGCUGACACUCGACGCGCAGUGCAGGAAGGACAGAGGCACCAGCGCGUGCUUCAAGGACGAGCGUGUUUGCGCGCAGCUGUUCUGCUUCGAUUCAGCGAGCGGGUACUGCGUUGCCUACCGCCCCGCCGCCGAGGGAUCGCCCUGCGGCGACGGACAGUACUGCAUCAACGGGCGUUGUAUAACGGAGCACGAGAACAUAAUCCCGGACUACUCGCAGCACACGCCCAGCUACGUGCGCCCCGAGACCAGCCCCUUCUACGGGAACAUUACUAGUUACGAAGAGACCACACCUUACGUACCACCCAGUAGUGCACACACAGAAAAGUAUAGUAUCAACACAACAGUAUCAACAACGACAGAGAGGUACACAACAACAACAACAACAAGGAAACCGUAUCAAUACACGACAGAAAAAACGACACAAACGCCCAGCACACACCCACCGUCGAUCAACAAAUACUCCAUAUCGACGACGAGAAGUCCUUACGACUUCAAAGAUUUCUAUUUAAGAACAACGAAGACUACACCAAAAAGCGAACCGAAAAGAGGUUUCUACAACAAAGAAGACUUCGACAAUUACUUCAAGCCGACGACAAAGAGUCCUUUCUCGGACAAGAGUGUGAAAUCGGUUUUCAAAUUCGGAACUUACUAUUCGAGAAAAUCGAACGACAACUCCAUAAGGCCAGACGCUAAUUCGCAACAAGUCCAAAUUGAACCAGCGAGACUCGUACACUCGUAUACUAGGAAUUUGACAACGGGCGAAGUGAUACAGCAAUAGAGAUUAGCACUUAUCGCCGCCACUAAUGUUAGGAGCGGGCCGAGCACAGAAAGACUGCCUCGCCGGCGACGUCGGUCCCGCACACGCGGCCCAGCGCGGACGGCCGCGCCGGCUCUAGAUACCAUAUACAGUUGGUCACCGCACAUCCCGAGAACAAAUACCCCCUCAACUAGAUUUAGCCGCGAAAAACUGGCUUCCAGUGUUAACAAAUCGAAGAUAUUUGCAAAAUAACCGCGACAAACUGACUUCCGGUUUUGAGAAACCUUAGAUUUUGCAAAAAAGCCGCGAUAUACUUGGGUACCAGUGUAACGAAAACGAAGAUUAUUAUGAAAUAGCCACGACAAACUGGCUUCCGGUGUUAAGAAAUCGAAGAUAUUGCGGAAAUAUCUCACCAUUUUUUUAAUGUGUACUUGGAUCAGCCGGUGUCGAGAUUUUAAUGUUUGGCUUUUUUGAACAAGUAUUUCAUUACGACGCAAUGUCAUUGAACUUUUGUUGUAUUGUGUUUAAAUAGCAAUUGAAAUUUACUGGUUGUUUUUAGCAAGUAUUUCGUUACGAUUCAAUGUCAUUUUUUGAUAGUAUUGUGUUGAAAUUGCAAAUUUUCAAUAUUUUUUUGUAAUAUUAAAUAGCAAUUUUGUAAUUGACAGUACUUUGUUAAGAAAAAACUGACAUUGUUAAUUAUGAAUGAAUUUUAAUUUUUGACAUCACAAAUGAUAUUGUGAUAAAAAAGCGUAAAAUAAUAUAUUUUCCUUAGUUUUUUAUUUUCAUUAAAUAGUUGAAAAUAUUGAAUAAGUAUAUGUAGUUUCUAUUUUAUUUACACGUUUUCUUAUAUUUCUAAAUUGUAAUAAUAUUAUAAUUGUUUGUAAAUUAUGAAAAGAUACUUAUUUUUAUCUGUACCUAUAUUAUAAAAAAAUACUAUGUACUUACAACGAAUUUCACAAAAAAUAUCUCUACAACUAUAUUGAUGGAAUUCUAUUUAAUGUAAUUUUAUUUAUGUAAUCACAACGAAAUAUGUUGAAUAAUAAUGUGAUAUAAUAUCGAACAAGUACGUUUAUAAAAUAAGAUCAAGCAGAUGACGACAAUUUUGCUUGUUUUUAUUUCAAUGACUAAUUACAGAUUUGUAAUCAUUUUAAUUACAGCGCGGUACCAACCUACCUAUGGGAUGUGCGUUUAUGUGUGUGCGUUAAAUGUGUCUGAAGACGUUAAUAAAGUGUCGGGCACAACUCUAUGAGUGAUAUUAUGUGAUUGUCUUACUUUAAAUGAACUCUAAGUACAUGUAGUUUAGUUAUAAAAUCCCCUGACAAUAAUGUGAGUGAUCCAAUCAUGGUUAAUGAAACUAGAAUACUCCACUUUUGAUGUAUAAAUAGCGUUCGCUAUGUUGUGAAGAGAAAAACUGCCAAGACGUGCCUUUUAUACAUUAUUAUUUGUUAAGAGCAAAAAGUUACAUAUUUUUGCGUAAUUAGUUACAUAGACGUUUUUGUUUUUUUAUAUAAAUUAAUAAAUAAAUCGUCUUAAGUGCGACUGGUUCGCGACCCAACGGCGACAUUUUAUUUUUCGCUAUUUCUACGUAAGUAAAUGAUAAUUAUUACUCGGAUUUUGUCGAUUAAUUGGAUUUUAUUUUAUUUUUAUUAUGAAAUUUGACAGCCCCUGUUAUGACGUUACUAAGCGUUUUAGUAAAACUAUUUAUGUGACAUUAGGUCUAUAAUUUUAAAGUUACCAAUAGAUUAAAAAAAAUGUUGUAAAAAAAAGUUUUUUUUUUUGGUGAUUCAGUAACUUCUCGAUAUAGGAGAAAAUGUUUUCUUUCCUUUAUUUUUUGUUUUAAACUGAUACAUCACUUGCCGUUAACUAUUUAUUAUGUUCAAGCUAUUUAUGUAUAAAUCAAUUCUUGUAACAUCACGAAUGUCUAAAUUUUAAGAAAAAAAUAUAAAAUAACAAAUUUUG